AAAAGAUUUUAUGGAACACUGUCCGCUUGUUAAACCAAUACGGAGUUUCCAAUUGGAUAAAAUGAUGGGCUUUUGGUUUAUUGUGGAGUAUUAUUCAAGCAGUGAAAUGACUUCAGAGUAUAAAUGCAUGCAAGGUGAACUCAAAAUAACUGACGCUAAGGAAAUAAUCAUGAACUUCACAUAUAGUUACGUUUAUGAUUUAGAUGACGAACUUUUAAGUGGCAACAUCACAUGGCGGAUUCCAAACUACCACGACCCAUCCCAUUGGAUACACACAGAAGAAGUUUAUGAAGGCGUUUAUAAUACUUACGUUAUCGAUUCGGAUUAUGACAAUUGGGCACUUAUAAUGCAUUGUGCAGAGAAGAAGAAAUCUUCGAGAUAUCUUUCAGCAUUCAUGUUAAGUCGAACGGAAUUUCUUGGACAUAAUGUUAAAGCAUUUCUAAGAGAAAAGCUUCCCCAAUAUAAUAUUGAUCUCGAUUAUAUGUUUGAAGUCAGACAUGACGAGUGUAAAAGUGGCAUUACAAGCAUGAAGGAAUAUUACGAAUAUGUGCUUAAGAAUAAGGCAAGUGGAGAGAUUGAUGAUGCUUAGAUUGAAGGAAUGAAUUAAAAAAGUGUCAGAAAAAAUGAUACUUUCUAAGAUUACAUCUCGAUUAUGUAAAUAUUUCAAAUUCAUAUGUAAACGUACUUAUUAACCCAUUUGAAAUUUAAAUAAAUUAAUGAA
Messenger RNA from Clunio marinus, 721 nucleotides. The record is from the annotation of a GenBank genome assembly. Lineage: Eukaryota; Metazoa; Arthropoda; Insecta; Diptera; Chironomidae.